This is a messenger RNA of Paramecium octaurelia, 2408 nucleotides long. NCBI's taxonomy places the organism in Eukaryota, Ciliophora, Oligohymenophorea, Peniculida, Parameciidae. The record is from the annotation of a GenBank genome assembly.
AUGAACGUUUAAUCAACUCACUAAUCUACUUUACAGGACUUCUAAGUUAUUCAUGAAUUGGGAUCUGGUUCAUUUAGCAAUGUUUAUAGAGUACAUAUAGUUUGUGUUAUUUUUAGGUGAAAAGGAUUGCGGAUGGAUAAGAAUAUGCUUUAAAAAAAGUCAAAAUAGCUAACCUGAAACCUAAGGAAAAAUAGAAUGCUCUAAAUGAAGUGAGAUUUUUAUAUUCUAUUAAUCACAAACAUAUUGUUGCAUACAAGGUAAGUUCUUUUUUGGAAUUUUAGGAAGCCUUUAUAGAUGAACCGUCUUAAUGCCUUUGCAUAGUGAUGGAACUGCUGUCAGGAGGAGAUGUCUAUAAAAAGAUUUCUCAAGCCAGAGGUUCCACUCCCUUUACAGAAAUGGACAUCUGGAGAGCACUGAUUCACAUUACUUUGGGGUAUUUCGAAUUCAUAUAAUUGAUAGAUUGAAGGCUCUUCACGAUUAAAAGGUAGUACAUAGAGAUCUAAAGUCUGCUAACGUUUUUUUAUCAAGUGAUGGAACUUUCAAGCUUGGAGAUUUAAAUGUUUCCAAAGUGGCCAAAGCAGGCUUUGUAUAUACAUAAACUGGUACUCCUUAUUAUGCCAGUCCAGAAGUAUGGAGAGAUUAACCUUACGAUAUGAAAAGUGAUAUAUGGUAAUUACUAUUUUUAUUUCUAAGGUCACUCGGUUGUGUAAUAUAUGAAAUGUGUAGUUUACAGACUCCAUUCAGAGCGAAAGAUAUGGAUUUGCUAUUUCAAAAGGUCUAGAGAGGAACUUAUGAUUAAAUACAAAGUCAUUUUUCAAAAGAUCUAUCUCAAAUUAUUUCAAGCUUAUUGCAAAUAUAGCCUAAUAAUAGACCAACUUGUGAUUAGAUACUUGCUAAUCCUAUUGUUUAAAAACAUAUGAAGAAUUUAGAAACUAAUAUUGAAACAAAACCAAUUAAUAAAACUCUUAUGGAAACUAUACAAUUUCCAAAUAAUUUUAAAUAAUUGAAAAAUAAAUUGCCAAAGGUACUAUUAAAUUAAAUUAUUAAGUCAAAUUAUGAUGAAGUUAAUCCAAAUGUUAGUGCUGAUAAAGUCUAAGACAAUAAAUCAACUGAUAAAUCUACUAGCCCAUUUCGAUAUCCUCAACAAUAAUAUCUCCCUAUUACUGAAUCUGGAAUCAGCCAAAGCUAAAAUUAAAGCCAAGUCAAUGUGAUACAAGCACAACAACCUUCUCCUUAGUAAAUUAAAAAUAAUUCCAUUUUGGAUAAAAAUCUAAUUGGAGUUCAGCAACCCUAACCUCAAAUUCGCUAAUAACCAUACAAUAAUAAAACUGAGAAGCCUCAAUCUGCCUAACUUAAUUCAAGAUAAAAUCCUUAUGAAAGAGCACAUGAACUGAAAGAACAAAAAGAAAGGGAAAUCAGAUAAUAAAGAGAAAAAGAUUAAUUAUUACGAGAGAAACGAGAGAGAGAUGCAAGAGAGGCUAAAUUAGCCAAAGAAGCUAAGGAGAAAUAAAUCCAAGAAGCUAAAGAGAAGUAACUUUAGGAAGCCAAACUUAGAGAGAGUAGAGAAUAAUAAAGACUAUUAAUGGAGAAGCAACAAAGAGAAUAACAAGAGUAACAGUAAUUUAGAAGAGUUUCUCCAAUCUCCGCCUAACCUCGAGACUAUUAAUAUGCUAACUAUAUCAACUAACAAUAACCCAGAAGUCAACAUUCCUAUUCUCCUAUCACUAGACAAGUGGAAUAAUAAAAUAUUUAAUAGGGUUAUAAGUACAACAUUAUUUCUAUUUAGUGGCUAAAGAGUUAGUUAUGGUAAUUAAGUGCAACAGCGACCAAUAAAUAGCCAAUCAAUCAAUGUGAGUCAAAACCAUCCUAAUCAAUACAGCAGACCCUAUAAUUAAGAAAUAUCUCAGCAUAGAAUUUCUUAAACUCCUCAAUCUGCUGCUCCUAGACAAUAAUACAGUCCUUUCCAAAAGCCAGUUACAGAAAGGUACCCUGCUCAUCCACAAUCUGCACUGCCAUCCUCUAAUAUUAGAGAAUCUUAAAAAUCUGAAAGACCUUAAGUGUUUCCAACCUCAGCCAAAGUUGUUAAAUAAAGAUAAUCUGAUACUAAUUUGAAAAAAGAAUUUUCAUCCCCAACCUAAUAAUAGGCGAUUAGACCUGCUGGAAAACUCACAAGGCAAUAAUCCAAUAAUAUAUUUUAAUAAGUUGACAGAAUUAAGUCUGACCCUAAGCCAUAGAAUAACUUUAUUACAGGCAAUUAUAAUCAUUUUUAUCCAAUUGACAAUUAUAAGAGACAUGUAUCAGAUCAAAAUCUAAUAAAAUAUUAGUAACAAUUCUGAUUAUAUUAUAGACUUCGAUCAUAAGAUAAAUAAGCAUUACUACGUCCACAGAUUAAUAACAGAAAAUAUUGA